AUGUCCUGCGCUCAGUGCACCCGGAUGGGGAAACCUUGCGUGACCUCCUCGGUCGCGCGUCUCGACGCUGUAGCCGAUGACCUCGCGAGCAAGAUCUCAGCGGACGAAGAGAACGCUUCGAAGAUGACGGACGAGCUCCUGUCGCUGCUCGAUAAAAUCCAGAGGGUGAAGGCGCGUAUAGCGCGGAACAAAGUUGUUCAGGAACAAAACAACCGGCGGUUGGAUGAGCAGGUGCGGCACAUGGUUGAAAAUGCGCCCGAGGAGGAGAACGACGGCUUUUCUGAGGCUAUCCGCCUCGGCACUCAGUUGGAGGCAGUUGGUGCUCCGGAUCCCUUCGCAUGGGAUUUUGUGCCUGCCGUGGAUUCGAACUCUCCUCGUGAGGUCCCUGGUGGUUUAGGUUGA
This is a messenger RNA of Saxophila tyrrhenica, 402 nucleotides long. RefSeq lists its product as uncharacterized. The record is from RefSeq and is a predicted model, not a curated record. Lineage: Eukaryota; Fungi; Ascomycota; Dothideomycetes; Mycosphaerellales; Extremaceae. The transcript has a single exon. Bases 1 to 402 code for a protein of 133 amino acids.